Ananas comosus (pineapple) is the source of this 1188-nucleotide messenger RNA. Its product is annotated as thioredoxin-like protein CDSP32, chloroplastic. Gene Ontology annotation, molecular function: oxidoreductase activity, acting on a sulfur group of donors, disulfide as acceptor. The record is from RefSeq and is a predicted model, not a curated record. Lineage: Eukaryota; Viridiplantae; Streptophyta; Magnoliopsida; Poales; Bromeliaceae. The transcript is spliced from 3 exons. Bases 91 to 1002 code for a protein of 303 amino acids.
AAAUAAUAUCUAGGAACCCUCUCUCACCCCUCUCCUCCUCCUCCUCCUCCUCCUCUUCUGCCCCUCUACUACACCUCAACACCACCAACAAUGGCCUCCACCAUCUCCUCCUCACUCUACACUACUCCAUCAUACCUCCCCUUCUCUCUGAAUCAAGCCCCAUCCCCUUCUCUUUCUCCUUCUGCUUCUAAGUUCUCAGUGUUAUCAAAAAGGAGGCAAUUCUCGAUACUUUUGCAGCCCCGCGCCUCCGCCAGUUCGCAGAAGACGCCGCCUCCCGGGGCGGCGGCUGCUGGGGCUGUGCGUGGCGACGAGCGCCUCCGGCAGGUGCACAGCAUUGCCGAGUUCGAGGAGGCGCUGCGGUCGGCGAAGAACCGGCUGGUGGUGGUGGAGUAUGCGGCGAGCCACAGCGCGAACAGCCAGCGGAUGUACCCGUUCGUGGUGGAGCUGAGCCGGGCGUGCGGGGACGUCGACUUCCUGCUGGUGAUGGGGGACGAGUCGGAGCAGACGCGGGCGCUGUGCCGCCGCGAAGGCAUCGACCGCGUCCCGCACUUCGCCUUCUACAAGGGCAUGGAGAAGGUGCACGACGAGGAGGGGAUCGGCCCCGACCAGCUCGCCGGCGACGUCCUCUACUACGGCGACAGCCACUCUGCCGUCGUGCAGCUGCACUCGCGGGCCGACGCCGACCGCCUCAUCGACGACCACCGCGGCCCUGCCGGCAAGCUCCUCGUGCUCGACGUCGGCCUCAAGCACUGCGGGCCCUGCGUCAAGGUAUAUCCGACGGUGGUAAAGCUAUCCAGGUCGAUGGCAGACACGACGGUGUUCGCGAGGAUGAACGGCGAUGAGAAUGAAAGCUGCAUGGAGUUCCUCAAGGCCAUGGAUGUGGUGGAGGUGCCCACUUUCUUAUUUAUAAGGGAUGGUAAAAUAAGUGGGAGGUAUGUGGGUUCAGGAAAAGGAGAGCUUAUUGGGGAGAUCCUUAGAUACCAAGGAGUAAAAGUUACUUAAAUUAUCACCAACAUGAACACAUAGAUAUACUAAUGAUUGGUUCUCUUUUCUUGCUUAUUUUUGUGGGUUUUAGACAACGAUUGAGAAAGAUUUAGAAUUAUAAAUUGUACCACUAAUGGACUAUGGACUAAUGUGAUAAUAUGAUGUAUUCAUCAUUUAUAUAUUAAAAAAGAAAGGUUAUUUGCA